CUUAGCUAAUUAUCCCUUCUAUAGAAGUGCUUCUACAUUUUCAUGAAGUUUCUUUUAAAACAUACAUUUUAGAUAAAUCAUGAAGUGGAGGAAUGGAGGCUGCCUAUUUUGAUUUGGAAAAAUUUCUGAAGCAGAGAAAUGAUGAGGGGGGGGGGAGGUUAUUGCAACAUAAAACAAAAACGAUCUGGGCUGGGCUUAAAAGCGGUUUUGGACACGGUCAAGCGACAACACAACAAUAUUGCCACGGGAGCAACAACAACAAUUCUGAAUACAUGGCAACCAUUGGUUAAGGUGUUCAUAGUUACCAGGGAAAGGAUGGCGAAGUACGUAGUCGCCGGCAAAUCCGAUUGCCCAUUUUUUGCCAAAGCAGAACUUAUUGCAGAUGAACUACAGACAAAACUUGUGGAUUUUAAAGUCCACAAAAUAGUAUUGCAACCGCAAGAGUGGAACCAAUGGGUAGAAAAGACAUGCGCUGAAAGAGAGUGGGCCUACGAUGGGCGAUCACCACUUAUCUGGAGGGAACUGAUAGACCGAGGGGGCAAAGGGAUCUUAGUUGGCUCGUGCAGCGAUUUUCUUGAAAUUGCAAGCGGAUAUUAUGGUAUUAGAUCGCAAAAAAUGACAGACGAGCUACUAAAAAUUGCACAAGAAAAUAAAGAAACAAAGAUCAGAGAUGAUGAAAUAGAAUUGGCACGAAAAGCAAAGAGCAAUCCACUAAAAAUCUGCAUUACUGCUGCUGCUAACGAUGUCUGCUAUCAUUUGCUGGUUGCUCUAUGCAACCUUAAGGUUUUCCCUGAUGAGAAAGAAGUUACAGUCUGCUUACUUGAUGAUGAUGAUAAACAUGAUAUCCUUGAGGGGUCAUGCAUGGAACUGACUGACAGUGCACCUGGUCAGCUCAAAGAGGUAUAUUCCACCAGCAGCAUGGAAAAAGCAUUUAACAAGGCAAAUUUAGUGAUUGUCUUAGAUGGACUUAACUUUCAAAUUGAUGAACCCAGCAAUAAAGAUAAUUUACAAUACUUUGGAACAACUCAAGAGCUUGACCUUUCAUUUGCAAAAUCAUAUGGAGAAAUAUUGAGCCAGCUGGCAGAUAAAAAUGUGAAAGUGGUGGUUGCUGGAGGGCCAUCAAACCUCAUAUGUAAUAUAAUGAUUGCAGCAGUUAAAGACAAUAUGCCAUGGGAAAGUUUCUUUGCGUUGUCACGUCUUGAUGAAAACAAAGCAAAAAAUGUUAUUGCUCAAAGACUUAAUGUAAAAACUGCUGAUGUAAAAAAUGUUGUUGUCUGGGGUCAGCCUCACUAUCAGCAAAUCAUUGAUGUAAGUCAGUCAAGAGUUGUUGGGUAUGAUGGAGCCAUUUGGGGACCACAUAUCAAUGGUUUCUCACAUGAUACAAAAGAAAUGGUUCAUGAUGAGAAGUGGCUUUUAAAGCAGUUAGAAGAAUUAUCACUACAGAAACAAAUAGAUCAGAACAAACUAAGAGGUACUGGAUCAGCCAUUUCAGUUGCAGCAGCCAUUCUUGACCAGCUUUAUGACCUUUACAAUGGCUCCAAACUUGAUCAAAUAUACUCUGUUGCACUUGCCUCUAAGGGAUGGUAUGACAUACCUGAAGGACUUGUGUUUUCAGUUCCAGUCAACUUCAAUGAUGGUAAAGUUGAAGUUGUCUCUACAUUAGAGCUGAAUGAAGAUAUCCUACAAAAGCUCAAAGACAUUACCAUUCAGCUGAAAGAACAUACAGAUAAAGUGCUUGCUUGCUAUGGCUUAAGCCUCUAAAACACCUAUUCUUAUUGCAACUCGACAUACUUCUAUAGAAAUAUCAAAGACAGCACAAAAGAUUUUGCUACUUAUCUCAAUCUGCAGAAAGAAAUUUAAAAACAGGGCAAUUUAUCUAGAGUUGAUUCUGUGAAACCAGAGUGAAUUGUAAUGAAUAACCUUCUAAUCAGUAGUUUGAACAAAACACUUCCAAAAAUAACAUACAAGAAAGGCUGAAACUUUGUUUUCAAUAAUCAGUUUGAUUUUGAAUCCAAAAGUGUGUUUAGGC
Molecule: messenger RNA, 2029 nt
Organism: Rhopilema esculentum
Lineage: Eukaryota; Metazoa; Cnidaria; Scyphozoa; Rhizostomeae; Rhizostomatidae
Product: putative malate dehydrogenase 1B
Biological process (GO): malate metabolic process
Molecular function (GO): malate dehydrogenase activity; oxidoreductase activity, acting on the CH-OH group of donors, NAD or NADP as acceptor
Source: RefSeq, a predicted model, not a curated record